Molecule: messenger RNA, 988 nt
Organism: Drosophila grimshawi
Lineage: Eukaryota; Metazoa; Arthropoda; Insecta; Diptera; Drosophilidae
Product: homeotic protein female sterile
Exons: 4
Coding region: 19-942 (307 amino acids)
Source: RefSeq, a predicted model, not a curated record
UCAGUAGCAGCUGCAAAAAUGCUGGCAGCGGCUGUGGCAGCAUUGGAUGGUGAUCCCAUCAUGGUCAUCCAGCCGACUCUGAAUAGUAUGGGUCCAAAUGCCAUCCAGCCCGUCCAGCAGAAGGCCGUCAAACGAAUUGCGGACGUGAAUGCAUUUGAAUCGUCCAUGGCCAAGGUGGCCAACACAGCAAUGAGGCAGGAAUCGAGUCGUCAGGGCUCGGUAGAGUUUGCGCGCGGCAACGCCUGGCCUUUACACAAGCAUGUACCUCCUCUUGCCGGAAGAGCGGGUGCCGGCGGUUAUGCAGGCGUUUAUCCGGGCGUGGGUAUUUCAGCUGGCGGUGGUAAAGCGCCCGCUAAUGCACUGGCGAGCUCCCUUGGGCUCCCUGGUGUUGCGGCCAGAGCUGGCGGCUCUGGUGGCACUAGCAAAGGUACUAAUAGCCAGGGACAGCGUGGAGGUAAGGGCAAUGCGAAUGUCAAUGCCGGCGGCAGUGGAGCACGCCCAGCGGCUGCCAAUGCAACAGCGUCUGCCACAACUGGUGGAGGCACCACAAAUGCCAGACGCACCGAGAACAACGGCAAUAAUGCCAGCAACGCCGGUGCUGGAGUUGGUGGCUCCGAGAAUGUUGUUAAUAUGAUGUCAGUUCAGCAAAAGCGAUAUUUGGGGUUCAUCGCUCAGAAUCGAGGCCCAACUCAGAGCCACUCGGUUGAGGAUGAGCCGCAGCUUGACAAUGUCACGCUAAAUCCGGAGACGCUGAUAAGACACUAUGUGACGUCGUCUUUGGCCAAAAAAACACAUCGGAAAACAUCGAGCAAAGUGAAGGCUAUGCAGCCUGUGCAGCAGCCUGGGCAGUCUAUGCAGCAGGCUGUGCAGCCAGCGAAUCCUGUUUCGUCCAGUUCAAGUCCCAGCGAUUCAUCGUCGUCAAGUUCGAGUGAUAGCAGCUAGAGUGACACUGAAACAGCUUAGGACGCCGUUGUAUUUGUUUCCAUAU